UGGAGACUUUUAUUAAACACACUAACACUGUGGUGAGCUGGGACAGGUGAUGAUGGGAGGCACAGAAUGGGAGGAGUCAAUCUGAGAUAAGGACGCUCUCUAUUAGAUAAGGGCGCUUCUCUCCGCACCUUCAGCCAGCAGCAGAAAGAGGAAGAUAGAGGACACUCUUCAUCUCGUGUCGCUUCCACGAGGAGAUACACAUAUAUAGCCAAACACCCCAAAAGGAGAAUUUACUACAGUUUACAUUUGUGGGAACUUCACGAAGUCAACUGAUGUUGCUUUGAAUUUGACACAGGUGAAACGAAGAACCUUUCUUCCACCUUUAUUCAAGCACGCACGCAAAUCUGUCGCGAUGCUUCCGAGUCCUGUAACCUCUACUCCAUUUUCGGUAAAGGACAUCCUCAAACUGGAGCAGCAGCAUGCUCUGCACCCCAGUGGAUUGAUGGGUGUUGAGCAGGACACUGUCCCGCUGCAGUCGCUUCAGCUUCAGUGCAUGCACAGCACAGUGAGCCGGAGCCUGGAGCUCCUCUACAGCCCCGACAAACACAGCGUGACCGCCGGGGAACAGGUGAAGUGCGCCCUGGAUCCAGACCACUUCGACAUCGUCAGAAGCUCCUGCGGAUCUCCAACGGAGGAGGAGAUGGAUCCAAACGAAGAAACAAGCAUGUGUCAAUUUGACGCUUCCGGUUAUACUGAUAGAAAAGAUGAAAGACCGGGGGAGAAGCCAAAGCAGAGGCUGCGCAGGAAACCUCGCGUGCUCUUCUCUCAGACUCAAGUGUUUGAGCUGGAAAGACGCUUCAAGCAGCAGAGAUACCUGUCAGCACCCGAGCGAGACCACCUGGCUCACGUGCUGAAGCUCACCUCAACACAGGUCAAAAUCUGGUUCCAGAACCGGAGGUACAAGUGUAAGAGACAGCGGCAGGACAGAAGUCUGGAGCUGGCCGGCCCACGGAGGGUGGCGGUGCCCGUGCUGGUGCGGGACGGCAAGCCCUGUCACGCAGCUCCGUACAACGUCACUGUGUCAUAUCCCUACAAUAACUAUUACAACAGCUAUGGAAAUAACCCAUACCACUGUAACUUCACUUCUGUACCAUCGUUUGCCAACACAAGUCAAAUACCCAACCACUUUGUGGAUAUGAAUUUGGCGACGGGAGGAGUGGAUGGGAUCAGGACUUGGUGAGACCUGCCAUGAGUCCUAAAAGAGAAGAUUUGGGAUUAAGACUAUUUAAUCGAAUGGCACUGGUGAAAAACGUUGAGGAAAACAUACUGUCAUAUCUUAUAAAUUGUCUGAUUUUAUAUAUAGCUAUUUUUGUUUUUAUAUCGCUGGUUUACACAACAAACACCAAAUAAAGACUAAGUAUUUAAUAAC
Carassius carassius (crucian carp) is the source of this 1369-nucleotide messenger RNA. RefSeq names its product homeobox protein Nkx-2.5-like. Gene Ontology annotation, biological process: regulation of transcription by RNA polymerase II; cell differentiation. Bases 353 to 1180 code for a protein of 275 amino acids. Lineage: Eukaryota; Metazoa; Chordata; Actinopteri; Cypriniformes; Cyprinidae. The transcript has 2 exons. Gene Ontology annotation, cellular component: nucleus. The record is from RefSeq and is a predicted model, not a curated record. Gene Ontology annotation, molecular function: DNA-binding transcription factor activity, RNA polymerase II-specific; RNA polymerase II cis-regulatory region sequence-specific DNA binding.